This is a messenger RNA of Plasmodium inui San Antonio 1, 3393 nucleotides long. RefSeq lists its product as hypothetical. NCBI's taxonomy places the organism in Eukaryota, Apicomplexa, Aconoidasida, Haemosporida, Plasmodiidae. The transcript has 2 exons. The record is from RefSeq and is a predicted model, not a curated record. The coding region runs from base 1 to 3393 and encodes 1130 amino acids.
AUGAAAAUCCGCAACUACAUCUUUGGCAGAGUGACCGAUCCGUAUAGCUACCUUGAGAAGAUAAAGGGAUUGCUGGAGUUGCCCUCGGGAAAGAAUACGAACAAAUGGAAGGUCCCAAAUUUUGUGCAAAAUUGUGUGCGCAGGUAUGAUGAGGAAGUGGCGAAGAAGAGUUACAGAAUAAAAUAUGACGUUCAUGCGUCGCUGCGGGAGGACUUCCUCCCCUCCGAGGGGAACACAAAUGAAGAGCUGCUCUUCCAUAACAGGUACUUAUACUUCGAAUAUAACACUGACAAGAAUCUACUAGUGUGUAGGAAAAAAAUUAAAAGGAGAUCUCGGACGAAUAACUCUUUUCAUCAUGUUAACAAAUCGCUGGAUGAUUUGAAGAGGGAAGGUUACGUCUCGAGGGACACCUCCGAAAUUGUGGCCGUGUUACCAACAAACUGUUUGAUCAAAUCUUUCUGCACUAAAGGGAAUCGCUUCUUUGCGUUUGUUGUGGAGCGUAGUGAUUGUUAUCUCAACUGGGGUUAUGUCUUCCGGGGGAGUCGGCUCGUUAGGGAUGCCAAGUUGGAUCACCUCGCCUGUGGGGCUGUCUCAAGGGAGGGUCCUUCCCCGCGGGAAAAUGGCAGACGAUGUCCAUUUAGGGGGAGACCUCCGGAAGGGGGUCCAUCACGAUCAGUGCAGAGGGGAGCAGUACAGAGGCGAUCAGUGAAGAGGAUCCCCCGCAACGGGGCCCAUCACUUCGCUGAUCACUCGAAUUGCCCCCGUUCCUGCCUUCCUUAUCACCACCUCCUCUACCAACGCGAAGGCGUGCAAAACAUUGCAUUUCUGCAGAGGAGACGCUCCACGGAUCUUUCGCCUUCCCAUUUUUCGGCUGCCCAUUUCUCGCCGGCCCAUUUCUUCCCACCCGACUUCCUCACAACGGAGCUUGAUGAGAAGCACCGGUGCAGCGGGUUGUUCCUCAACACGUGUAGUUGCACCCCCCCUCGAAAGAAGCUCCUCCUUUUCGAAGCAGACGAGAAAAAUUUCCUAAAUAUAUACUUAAGUAAAGACAUGAAGAGGAUUUUCCUCUUAAGCGGAAACCACCAUACGAAUGAUCUCUUCCUGAUUCAGUGCAAAGACAAGUCCAGGAAGGGGACUCUCCAUUAUGAGUUAAGGUUAAUCAAACUAGUAGGGAAGGCUCUUCUACGAGGGAAGUACUUCCUUGAGCACUUUCGCCACCAUGUCAUCCUAAUAGGGAAGGGGGACGAUCGGACAGAAGUGUAUGCCCUCGAUUGUGAUGCGCUGCAUCUCCAUCCGGGACAACUCGGACGAGUUAAGAAUCGCGGAAAGGAGAAAAUUUCGUUUCCCACCCACUCGGUGCAUAUAACGAAGGAGGAGGUACCCAUAAAUGGUUGCUUACGGAGAAUGAUCACUCUACAAAACUGCACACUUCACGAUUUCGACAUGACCAAAUAUGGUCUUGUCCUCUACACUUAUCGUUAUUUUUUGAAGCCGAUUAUAUGCCUCCUAUACUUAUUUGUGAAGCAGAGGGGGGGGAUUGCCCACUGGAAGGAAAACACAAAGGAGAACCGUCUGGUAGCCAAAAUGAAGAUCCUCUCUGUGCCCAUCACCAAGGGAAGCAUAGAGUGCGGAUUGAACAAUCUUUUCCAGAGCCACCUCAUAAGUGUGUACAUCUGCAACCCGUUUGUGAGCCGUACCCAGGUGGUGGUCGACCUGAGAAGGGGGGUCGUAGCCCUGCCGAGGAACGUCCAAAGGGGGGAAGAAGCGGACAAGGGGGAAAAACAGCAUAAUUGGAAGAAGCAGCAUAAUUCGAAAAAGGAGAAAAAUUCGAAAAAAGAGAACAAUUCGAAACAGGAGAAAAAUCCGACAAAGGAGAAAAAUCGGACUAGAGAGAACCCAAAUGGAUCCUUCUUCCGAGCAAAGAACAGAAUCCUCUACGACCUCCAACUUGAGGACAUAUUUGCAAAAAAUAAAGAGUACAAAAUUAAGGACAUCUUCAUUCGCACCCAGGAGGGAACCGAGUUGCCACUCACACUGAUCUAUAGACACACGAAUAAUGCCAAUCUGUGUGACAUACAGAAGGAACCUUACAAGAGUUUUUCCAAACAUGUAGAAGAGGAGUACAAUUCGUUCACUGUGACGGCUACUUCCUUUGGAAACCUCUGUGUGCAUUUUUUUCAUUCCCCAAGAUGGAGCCUAGACAUAGGGGUACAAGUGGACGAGCCUCUCCCUCUAUUCAUUAAGCCAAGCAGAACAAUCAUCAACGUUUAUCCCUUUUAUCGACAACUCAACAUUUGUAGCUACUCGGACGAGUCCCACUUUUACAUUCUUAAUAAUUUCAUUGUCGUUUAUUUUCACCUGACCGGUUCAGGCGGAUUGCAAUGUGGGAAAAGAAACACACUCUAUAGAAGCGCCACGCUUGACAAAUUCAGAACCAUUCGGGACCUCACAGAUUCUAUUAAUUGCUUGAAACAUCUCAACGUUAGUGAGACGGAGAGCAUGUCCAUUUAUUUACAUUCCAAUAGUGGUCUCCUCGGGGGGUACCUGCUAAAUGGGCAGAGGAAGUUUCUUCAAAAUAUCAUUUUGAUUAACCCCAUGAUGGACUUUUUUAAUAAUCUUACCGAUGAGAAGAAGCCACAUGUGCACUCGGAGAGACUCGAGUUUGGUUGCAUCGACCCUGAGGCAUGUCUGCUGAGGCGGGGAGGGGCCACCCUCACCACGGGGCGAAGAAAACGGGGGAGAGGGGGAAACCCUCAGAGGAAGGGUGGAGGUACCCCGCCCCAAGGGAGACAUAAUAAAAGCAUCGGAGGGAGGAACCGAAUAUGGACAAGCCAAAGAUCGAUGAGCGGAACAUUUGUCCCCCCCCAGCAGAGUGGUACCUGCCAGAGCAAACCUCACAUCGGCAUCAGACGACAAUGCCAAAAGAACCUGCUCCUUCUCCACGCGCUGUGUCCAUACAACAACAUACAGCCAACCUGCAGCGAAGUCUUCUCCCCCCCAGACCAAUCCGAUCAGAGCAUCCCAUUCAAACUUAGCGUAACCACCCACAGAGACAAUCUCUUCACCAGUGCAGUUCUCCUAUACCUAAAUAAGUACGACAUAAUAUGUCCAAAUGUUAACUCCGUGAAGUAUUUUUUAAAAUACACUCAUUAUCAGAGGGUGCAUGUGAGGUUCGGUUACUGCUCUUUUGGCUCUGAUUAUGUGGGAGGCAGCGUCAACUUCCUCAAUUUCCACAGUGUCGAUCGUACGGGGGAGGGGCAGAAGAAGCCGCUCUACAUUUCCUUCUCUGAGCAGGGGGGGCACGGCGGGGUCGCCGACUACGACUCGCUGCUGCGCCGGACGCUGGGCCGGAUGCACUUUCACCUGGUUGGGGAGCGGCAUGAGGUGUCAUGA